This is a messenger RNA of Amphiprion ocellaris (clown anemonefish), 5018 nucleotides long. It is a transcript of the gene susd5, whose product is annotated as sushi domain containing 5. Gene Ontology annotation, molecular function: hyaluronic acid binding. The coding region runs from base 273 to 2720 and encodes 815 amino acids. The record is from RefSeq and is a predicted model, not a curated record. Gene Ontology annotation, biological process: cell adhesion; Notch signaling pathway. The transcript has 5 exons. Lineage: Eukaryota; Metazoa; Chordata; Actinopteri; Pomacentridae.
CUUGCCAGUGCGACUAUUUGGAGGAGAUAAACUGCGCCUCGCUCCUGAGCCGCUGCAGCCGUUUUCUUUCCGUUAACAUCCUCACUUGUGAGCACCUUUCCAGUCGCUCAGCCAACCCUCUGCCACCAGGAGGCAAAUAGCAGAAGUUUUGCCCUCCGCCGUCACUUUGACCUGCGAGUUUGUGAAUACAUUUCGAAGUUUUGGGAAACGUUUUCCAACACAAAACGUGAAAUUAAGUCGACAGGAGAAGAACUUGUGGGGAGAAAACAAAGAUGUUGCAUCAUUGUAACCAAAAUAUUCAAUCACUGCUCUUUGGAUGUCUGGCUUGUCUUGUGGUGACUUCUGUCGUAAAUGCAGAUGGUCGAGUGUUUGUGUUGGACCUGAGGAACUCCACUGGCCUGCAGGGCUUCAGAGAUGCUGAGCGAACUUGCGCCUCCCAACAUGCCCGCUUGGCAUCAGCAGAAGAGCUCCGUCACGCCGUGGUGGAGUGCUUCUUCUCCCCGUGCACCCGUGGGUGGCUCCUUGGAGGCACAGUAGGGACCACAGUGUGUAAUAUCGUGGGCAGCGCACUGAAAGCAGUUGAUGUGAGGAUAGAAAAUGCUACAGACGACACAACACACCUGGACGCCUUCUGUAUCAAAGACAACGAUGUGCCGUGUGGAGACCCUCCAUCCUUCCCUAAUGCACGUCUGCAGGGACACUCUGGCUUCGAGAUGGGAGACGAGCUGCUGUACGCGUGUGUUCCAGGUUAUGUGAUGCCCGGCGGACAAACCGCCUUCAGCCUGCUGUGCGACAGCUGUGGAGAGUGGUAUGGACUGGUGCAGAUUUGUGUCAAGGAUGAGACUGAAAGGCACGUAGACUACGAGGACAAGUUCACGGAUUCCUAUGGGGAGGCAGAGCAUCAAAACGAGAGACCAGAGGAGGCUCAUGGUGAGACCUAUGAGGAGGCGCAUGGAGCUGCAUACCCAGAUGGGAAGACGAGUCACGAGCAGCAAGAGACAAGCUUCAAUGUCAAAGUAGAGGAGGAGCAUCAAGACCAGCAUGAAGUGGGAGGAAAGGUGAUUGACCAUGGUAGAAAAUUUGAAGAAGCUGUAGAAAAAAGAGAGAAAGAUGAAGAGCGGGCUGUCGAGGACUUCACAGGUCAUCCUGUGUUCGAGCAGGAGAGAACGGAGGUGGUCCAGACUGAUGCAGCUGCAGCCACAGAGGCACCAGUUUCUCUUCUCUCUCAAAAGCAUCUGUUCUGGUUCCCCUCUGAGGCCUUUCAGGAGGAGGAACCUCCUGUUUCCAACAACCCGGUUACACAGACAACACAGAGAGCCUCAGGCGCCCAAUCAGAGGAGAGCAAAGAGCACGAGAGCCAAGAAAGACCUCAUCACCAACGUCCUGUUGAUGCUGAUGAUCAUCAUGAUGACAGCUAUGAUGAUCAUGAUAACGAUGAUCAUGACCACAGCCGCCAUGACGACCGGGACAUCCAUGAGGACAGCCACUAUGAUGAUCACUAUGACAGUCACCAGGACGAAGAUCAUGAGGAUUCUGUGAAGCUUCCGGCUCAGCAUGAUGAUCUGGACAGUAGGGAACACCACGACAAACAUGACGACCACGAUGAUCACGAUGAUCACUACGACAUGGGCGAACAUGAAGAGGAACGUGAUGGUGUUCGCUACGGCAGUCAGGAGUACGAUGAUCGAGACGACACCUAUGAUGAUCACGAUGAUCAUGGUGACGAUGAUGGAGAACAUCCCGACGAGUCUGAGGCACAUCCAGACCAUGACGACCAUGACGACCAUGAUGACAGUGAGGAACACUAUGACCAUGAAGAUGACCAUUACUCUGACCACGACGAUCACGAUCAUCAUGAUCACAAAGACGAUGACAGCUAUGAUGAUCACGACAGCCACGAAGACGAUGAUGGUCGUCAGCACUUGAUCGUCUCUAUGGCAACUGAUGAGCGUCAGAACACUUCCCAGAGGGGAGUAAAGGCCACCACAGAUGAGACCUGGCUGGAUGGCUACCCUGUUGUUCCAGAAGAAACAGAAAACGGCGACUCCACAACGGAAAGGGUGAGACCAGACGGUAAAGAAAGGGGGACUGUUACCAAGACAACAGACAGACCCAAUGAGGUGGAAAUUCGUCGACCUGUUUCUUACACCAGCUUACCAGAGGAGCAUGAAUCUCCCACCACUGUGCCUGAAUUGGAUCAUGGGGUUGUGGAGGAGGUGUGGCCCGGCUUCAUCAGAACCCCUGCUCCCUCUGCUGACCAUUUAGAGCCUUCAGACUCUCCCUCGUACUCAGACACCCUGGACUACGACACCCAACAGGCAGCUCCCACCCACUCCUGGCUGGGUGACCUCACUGAACACCCCUUCCUCGAUCAUGGCCUAGCUCCUCCGGUGCACGACGAUGAUGACGACGUCUUUACCGGAACAGUGGAGGAACACAACCUGCCCGGUGAGACCGGCGAGAGGGGUGAGAUGGAAGGGGAGAUGGGGGAGACAAUCUGCGUGGGUGAGAACUGCCCUCCCCGUCCUCCAAGCUCCUCCAGUCGAGGUCCAACGGUGGCAGCCAUAAUCGUGGCGGUGUGUGCGGUUGCCACGGCAGUCAUCGUCGGGGUGUGGUGUUACCGACGGCAACAGCAGAAGAGUUCGGUGUACGAGAUGAACGGGAAAGGCCAAAGUCAGAGCCGACAGGGCCAACAGAUAGAGAUGCAGCAGAAAGUGUAGGAGCCACAGAUGAGGUGACACUGAUGAAGGGCAGAGACAUCUAGGAAGGACAGGAAGAUUCAGAUGAAGCUGGGAGGAAAGAACAGCUCCUCAUCUUGUUAGAAACUACUCCAAAUAGGUAUGAACAGAUAACUUGCUGCAGCUCUGCUUUCAUAGCAAAACUUUGCAGAACUAGAGGAAAAUUUUAGUAAAACAUUGAAACAAGAUGGUAAGCGGUAUCGAUUCUGCGGAAAGCCACCUAUCUUAUACCUAUUGAUUAUAUUAGAAGCUCUGGCAUCUAGCUGGACACCUAAAGGUGCUGUGACUGGGCUGGACUCAACUCCAGGAACUGAAAAAGGAGAUUAUAAAUAAAUGACCAUGUAGGAAAACCACACAAACGCAAGGCCCAACAGCCUGCCUGAAUACACAAACUGAGAUUUCAACCUCCAAAGCUCUUGGACAUUGUGGUAAAGAUCCUCUGUGUUACCUUUUGUUUACUUUAUUGAUUGCUGUUUUAAUUUUUGAUGUGUACUGUUCUCGAGUUAUCAUUCACCUUUUCUGUUGUUUUAUGUUCAUAAAAACUGCAUUUCACUUGUUGCUCGACCACAAGAGUGUUGAAGUUCAGAACAAUUCCGACCUUUUGGACAACUUGUCCCAAAUGACCAGUCUGGUGUCUGUCAGACCAGAAAGAAUGGAGAAAAAAGGUGAACAGGUCAGAUGAAGAGAAGCGAGAAGAGAAAGGGAAGGAAAGAGAGGUGCAGUAUGAUGGGAGAAAUAUUUUUAAGACUGUUGGUUUUGACAGUCGGCUGGUGAGACGUAUGGAGGCAUCCAGACUGCAGACUCAGCGCCAUGUAUGUGUGUGAUGGAGUGUGUGUGUCUCAGCUCGACGGUCAGCAGUUCAUUGCGUUUGAAGUUUCCGACUGAGGAACCAGAGUGGAUGCUGACGGCAUUCAAACCAAGCAGAGACUAAACACUGAGGUGCUGCCAUGGCAACAGAGAAUCACAACCCUAAAUGGAUUGAACUUAAAGUGAUCUUCUGACUGCUUAGAAUGUUUUUUUUUUCCCCCCGUUAAAGUUCAAUAAAAAAGAAUUUAGAUUUCUAAAAGUCAAAAAUAGGGCUGGAUCAUAAGUCCUAACAUAUAUUGUAUAUACACAGAAGACAAAUGUAGUAUUUUUAAUACGUCAGUUGGUGACGUUUCAUCUUUAAUGUCCUGAUUAUUCACAAAAUGACGAUAGUGUUCUGGACUGGACUCUGAGAUUCUUUGGCCAUUUAUUAUCAGAUUAGAUAUCAGUGGUUGUUGCUAUAAUUCCAAACAAUGUAGCUAUCUUUAAAAAUCAGUGAAGAAUAAAUGAGACUAAUUAGAAAUGUCUAUUUUUGCCCCAUAAAUUGGGUUUCUUGUCCAGAAUUAGUCCAAAAAAGGUAUCUCUAGUAUGUUGUAGCAAAUAUUUGAAAUGUUUAAAAUAGAAAUUUAUAUAAAAGAAUGUAAAUAGAUUCAAAAUAGCCAUAGGGGGGUUUUACAUUUCAAUAUCCGAGUGGGUUCUUCUAGUGAAAAAAAAGAUCUGUAGGGCAAUAACUUAAAUAGAAAGUGCUUUAACUAUAAUUAUUAUGAGUGGUAAUGAGUAGACGUGGCACUUUAUGGUGUCAUCAGUUUAUUUUUCGAUGUUUAAGUCAACAUCCAGCUGAUUUAUGAAAAUCAUUUUAAUGGUGUUUUAAAUUUGGGUGGGAAAUCAAAUAUUUCGUCAAACUUUUGGACUUCUGAAUUGACACUAAUGUGGUGAGGGCCUGAGGAAAGUAGUGCCUGUUGUCUAUAUGUUUCUGUAAAUAGGAAUCUAUAUACUUGCUGUACAUACUGUAGCAUUACUGGUGUGUGGGACAUGAAUUUUAGAUUUACUGUACGUUUUCUUCUUCUUCACCAAAUCAUUCAAGCGCAGUCGGCAUUAGACACACGUCUUAUACAGGGUACGCUCAUCUCUGCAAAAUCUGAUCUACUGCUUUUUACUUCACCUGCUGUUUUAAACACUAGCUCUGGAUUUGCAGUCGCAUAUAUAAAGACCACACUGGAGAUUAUUGAGCCUCUCUGAAGUCAGAAUGAUCAUAAUAAUAACCAAGAAUAUUAAAAUGCUGGGAUUCAUUUGGAGUUUUAAUAGGAAAAUCUAUCAAAACUGAUUAUCACUUAUGAAAAUUUCUCACUUUCAUUCGCAAGAUGCAAAGAUUCUUCCAUUUCUGUUUCUUUUUCAUCUCAAACAGCCUGAAGUGUCUGAUGUCAGGAUGAAAUGUGUACCGUGUUCUCUGAGUCACAAUAAACAUCUAAACAUGUG